Messenger RNA from Heterobilharzia americana, 2831 nucleotides. NCBI's taxonomy places the organism in Eukaryota, Metazoa, Platyhelminthes, Trematoda, Strigeidida, Schistosomatidae. The record is from the annotation of a GenBank genome assembly.
AAGCCAACUGAGCUACACCAAAAGUGUGGGUAGAUCAACUGGAUCGGAGUCUGCCAAGUGCCUGGACCCGUUCCGCAACACCUAGAAGGGAGCGCGUAGAAAUCAUUUGAUUUACACUAGCUCGUGAAGAAAUAUUGGAAUGCUUGUGUUACAAAGUUUUACUUUCGUUUUCGUAAAAGAGUCAGUGCGAUGACUAUCAGCAGUAUCACUGGUAGUAACUUGUUUUUCUAACUAAAUGCAUUCAGUGAGACGAGUUUGUGAUUCGUUGUUCGUGGUUGUAGGAGGCGCUGUGAUUUCAGGAGCUAUAUAUUUGCUUUAUUGUCGUAAAGAUGGAAGACAUAUUUGUGGCUUUUCAGACCUGCCAAUUGGACUUCCGAAUCCUAGAAAUGUAUGUUACUUUAAUGCAUUGAUGCAAGCGAUCGCAGCGAAUCCAAGUAUUGUCCGCAUUCUUAGACGUAGUGCACGUAUUCGACCCGAUAAAUUUAUAUUUCGAUUAUUAUGCUUGUUAAAAGGAUUACAAUGUUCUUCUCAGUAUAUUGCAGAACAUAAACUAGAUGUUGUAUUAAGAAAAAAUCAUGAAGCGUUAAUUAAUGACAUAGUGAAUACACAACAUUGGGCAAUUCAUGAACAACAGGAUGCUCAUGAACUUUUCGGCUUUAUCAUGGAACGUGCUUGUGGUCAAGAUAAUGAUUUUCUCAGUCAAACAACUGCCAGAAAAAUGAGUGAUCUUUUCAAUUUCAGUCUUCCUCACUAUGAACGAAUAGUUGUUUGUCGUUCUCAUUCUUCAGUUAUUGAAAGUGUAAAAUUUCAAUCAGUCCUUUGUGAUGCAUUUCCAACUCGAGCAUUCGAACAAACUUUGGUAGCUAGUCGUGUAACAUGCAAUUCAUGCAAUUACCACAGUAAGGUGGUCAUUCAACCUGAAGCUUGUUUAACAGUAUUUCUAAAGAAUUCCAGUACUGCAGAUUCAACAAGUAUAAAAACAUCAUCACAGGAAAGUUGGAAAGCUCUCCCAAAGGUUAUAGAUCUCGUUGAAUGCCUUGAUGCCCAAUCUGCAACAGUUGAACCUUUACCUGAUAUGAAGUGUCCUAAGUGUCAAAAAUCCUCCACAUCAAAAUCUUGUUCACAAAAUAACUGUCAACGUGAACAAUGGAUAACACAUACUCCGAAAUACUUAGUUUUGUACAUACAGAGAAGUGAUUGGUUAAAUAUAUCUAGUUCAUCUGUAGGAUCAAAUAAUACUAAUCAAUUUAAUCGAAAUUCCUUUCCAACUGCUAGAAUUGCUACUAAACGUUCUGAACAUGUACAUAUUCCUGAGUGUCUAGAUAUGGCACCUUAUUUGUCAGAAAACAAGAUUUCAAAACGUACAACUUCAUCUCAGACUACAGAUUUACGCGGAAAUAAGGUUGUUGAACUUUCAUCUCCUAGGACUAUGCGAUUAUCACAAGGCGAUGAUUUGAAAACGUACACACUCCGUUCUGUUAUUGUUCAUGAAGGAGCAUUUCUUCAGUGUGGGCAUUAUAUCACCUAUCGUAAAUGGCGGAAUCCUAUGUUGAGUGAGCAAGAGAAGCGUUACUGGUUAGUUCGUGGCAUAACCACUUUAUAUCAAUAUAUUUCAAAUUAUUUCCAAGGAAUACCAACGUCUUCUUACACUUUUGAAUCACCAUGGAUACUGACUUCAGAUUCUCAUGUAAUGCGUGUUCCAUUUAAACAAGUGCAAUCGAGUCCAGCUUAUCUAUUAUUUUACGAACGUUUAUGUGGAUCAAAAAUGUAUUCAAAUGAAAUCAUACCAAUGGUCAAUGCAAACGGCACAGAUCAUCCUACUAAAAAUCACAUCACACUAUUAUCAAUCGAAGAGAUUGUCACAAAAGAUUCAGAGAUAUACAGUGAUGAAGAUGAAAGUGAUUCAUAUAGUUUAAAUGAUAAACAGCACCGUUUUAAGAAGUUAUCAAAAGCAGAUACCAUUAGAGCUUAUGCAUCAUAUGCUUCAAAGUCUCAGAUUUAUGAUAAAUCAUAUGAUGUAUUCUACUCCCAGUUCGUUCUUUUUGUGUUGAAGGGAUAUAGUGCUUUAAUAACCUAAAUAAGCCAGUAGAAUUUAUCAUGUUUGGGUGAAGUCUUCUUGAAGCGUAUCUAUGUCCGUGGAAGCACCCAUCGUAAUCGAACUGGGUGUCGUUACUAUUAAAGCUUCACUUAUUGAGAUACCAUUUGUGUGUGGGUAUGGAUUACUUUUUCAGUGUAUUGACAUUAUGAUAGCCGUAAGGGCUAAGUUUACUUUUAUGCGAUAGACACCCUAAAUACCGUAGGGAAAAUUGUCUUUAUGGAAUUUUGAAGUUGCUGUUGAUAUUAUACACGUCAGAAAAUGCGGUGGAUAUCUUAAUCUAUAAUGCUUAGUUUUCCACUUUUAGUAUCGAUAUUUUUCAUGAGUGACCAUAAACAUACUUAAGCUGAUCAAAGAAAUUGCAUACUUUACACGUAGCGGUGAAUUCUAAAAUUUUAUUCGAUCUUGAAAUAUCAAAAGUUGUGUGCGCUUUAGUAGUUGAUACCAUUAGUUUGUUAAUAUGAUCAAAUCUUCUUGGCUCAAAUCGUUACAUCAAGUGUGUAAUCAACUUAUAAAUGAAAUGUAGAAUUUUAUCUUACUGUGGUGUAUGUCGUUGAUUGAAAGCCGUGGUUUUCAACGAGUCAGAGGUUUGUUAGUAACUCGUUCAAACUACCAAGUUUUGCACAAAUAAGUAACAUCAUUAGGUGUAAGUAGCAACACGGAUGUGGUAUUUGAGUUUAAUUGCCUUGGCUUUAUUUAACAUGUAUUGUUAUACAAAAUAAGCGUAACAAUUCAG